GAGCAAAGCUGCUUGCUAGUUGCUGGUUUCCUAGCUGAGCCCACAGGCAUUGAAAGCUCCCAGCAAAGUCAUCUACCAGACCCAAAGUUUUCCCUUCAACUUUUUGUCGCCAUCAAGCUUUGGCGUAAUAACGCACCUUUGAGCAAACUUUGUGCCUACCUAUUGAUCACCUCUUAUCCAAAUGCUAAGGAUGAGGUGUGUGCAGUAUCUGCUGCCCUGCAUGGCAGCGUUGGUCUAUGCCCGGAUUGUUCUAGGGGUAUCCAUGGAAGAAGAACUGGUGGUCCCUGUCAGGCUAGACAGUGACCAAGGUCCGGCUCAAGAUGGUAAGGUGAUAUACCGCCUGGAUGCUUUUGGAGAAGCCCUCACCUUGGAGUUGGAGCCUGACCCAAGUUUCCUCGCAAAGGACUUUAGUUUGCAAUAUGUGGGUAAACCCAAGUCUACUGGAGAAGACUCUGCAGAACCUCUUACCAACUUGGCCGACUGCUUCUACUCUGGCACUGUCAAUGGAGAUCCAGCUAGCAGUGCAGCCCUGAGUCUCUGUGCAGGGAUCCGAGGAGCCUUCUAUCACCGAGGGGAAGAGUAUUUCAUCCAGCCCAGCAACCACACAUUGACCAUGGCUUCAUCCACCAGCACUAUGGUUCUACAUCUGUUGAGCAAGAGGAGUCGCGUGAAGGCAAAGUGUGGCGUGACGGACAUGUCCCAGCAGCAGCUGGACUCAGAGGAGCCACAGUCCAGGCAACAUAUGGCCCCACCAGGAUCAGGAGGAAAUUCACGGAAAAAGAGAUUUGUCUCCAGCCCCCGCUAUUUAGAAACCAUGCUGGUGGCCGACCAGUCUAUGGCCGAAUUCCAUGGGAGCAAUUUAAAGCACUAUCUCCUGACCCUCAUGUCCGUAGCUGCCAAGCUUUACAAGCAUCCCAGCAUCCGAAACUCCAUCAGCCUGGUGGUGGUGAAGAUCCUGGUCAUCUACGAUGAGCAGAAGGGACCGGAGGUGUCCUCCAACGCUGCCCUGACUUUGAGAAACUUCUGCAGCUGGCAGAAGCAGCACAACCCACCCAGCGACCGCCAUGCAGAACAUUAUGAUACCGCCAUUCUGUUCACAAGACAGGAUCUUUGCGGAGCUCAGACAUGUGAUACCCUUGGGAUGGCCGAUGUUGGAACCGUGUGUGAUCCAAGUCGCAGUUGCUCUAUCAUUGAAGAUGACGGCCUGCAAGCGGCUUUCACCACGACCCAUGAACUAGGUCAUGUGUUCAAUAUGCCGCAUGACGAUGCCAAACAGUGUUCUGGAUACAAUAAUGAGAAUAAGGAUUCCCAUAUGAUGGCGUCUAUGCUGUCCAAUCUGGAUAGACAUGAACCAUGGUCUCCUUGCAGCGCAUUUAUGAUCACCUCCUUCUUGGACAAUGGGCAUGGAGAGUGCUUAUUGGACAAGCCCAGCAGACCCAUCCAACUUCCAUCAGAUCUCCCUGGAAUGCUGUAUGAUGCCAAUAAACAGUGCCAAUUUACAUUUGGAGAGGAAUCCAGACAUUGUCCAGAUGCCGCCAGCACGUGUACGACCUUAUGGUGCACCGGAGUCUCUGGAGGACUACUCGUCUGCCAAACCAAACACUUCCCCUGGGCUGAUGGAACCAGUUGUGGAGAAGGGAAAUGGUGUCUAAAGGGCAAGUGCACAGAAAUGACAGACAAGAAACACUAUGAGACUCCUGUACAUGGUGGUUGGGGAACAUGGGGCCAAUGGGGAGCAUGCUCUAGAACUUGCGGCGGUGGAGUCCAGUACUCUGUUCGGGAAUGUGACAACCCAGUGCCGAAGGAUGGUGGAAAAUACUGUGAAGGCAAAAGGGUUCAGUAUCGUUCAUGCAACAUCCAGGACUGCCCUGAAAAUAAUGGCAAGACAUUUAGAGAGGAGCAAUGUGAAGCUCAUAAUGACAUCUCCAGGACUCCUGGGAAUGGACCCAAUGUCGAAUGGACACCUAAAUUUGCAGGAGUCCGUCCUAAGGAUCGUUGCAAACUCGUGUGCCGUGCAAAGGGUACUGGAUUUUUCUUCGUGCUGAACCCCAGGGUAGCCGAUGGUACGCCAUGUAGUCCAGACUCAACCUCCAUAUGCAUCCAAGGCCAAUGUGUCAAGGCAGGCUGUGAUCGUGUAAUAGGUUCCAACAAGAAGUUUGACAAAUGUGGAGUCUGUGGAGGGAAUGGCUCAACCUGCAAGAAAGUAUCUGGGACAUUUACUAAAGCAAGAGCCGGGUAUCACGAUGUUGUCACCAUCCCAGCCGGGGCAACAAACAUUGAAAUCAAGCAACGCAACAGUAGAGGUUCAAUGCACGAUGGUAGCUACUUGGCUGUAAAGGCGGCCGAUGGCACCUACAUCCUCAAUGGUGACUACACUUUAUCCACUUUGGAACAGGACAUUUCCUACAAUGGCAACUUUUUGACAUACAGUGGCUCCACUGCAUCACUCGAAAGGAUCCGCAGCUUCAAGCCUCUGAGGGAAUCCAUCACCAUACAAGUCCUCACUGUGGGAGACUCACAAAGACUGAAAAUCAAGUACAUUUAUUUUGUCAAGAAACCAGCUCAACCAGAAAAGCCUUUGAAUAAGAAGAAAGAAUCCUUCAAUGCUAUACAAGAAACAAUUCUCUCCGAGUGGGUUAUCGGAGAAUGGGGUGAAUGCUCAAAGACUUGUGGAUUAGGCUGGCAGAGAAGAUCUGUAGAGUGCAAAGACUUAAGGGGUCAGCCUUCAAAAGACUGCCCGAAUGAGCUCAAGCCAGACGAUGUCCGGUCAUGUGCAGACAUUCCCUGUCCCCAGUGGCAAUUGGGAGAUUGGUCUUCGUGUUCUAAGACCUGUGGGAAGGGUUUUAGAAAGAGACUCUUGAAGUGCGUGUCUUAUGAGGGGAGCACUUUGCCUCAAGACAACUGCGACCCUCUAAAGAAGCCAAAACAUUUAAUAGACUUUUGUACUGUUUCCAUCUGCACUUAAACAGCGUCUGACCGAGAAUAUUAUUAGGUUCUUUGAAAAAAUAUCAACAUGCUGAAGGUCGUGUAGAACGGGUUGGUCGAUUGUACAAACCAGAAGAUGGAAAGUUUAUUGAGCAGGAACAGUGCAAAUAUCUGCUGGAUGGGUUGAACCAACAGAUGGUAUAAGUUACGUAGGUUUGAGAGAAGGGCAUAUUACUGUCUCUACAUCCUUCAUCUUUAGACCCCCUGGGGCAUUAUGGGUUUGCUUUAAAGCUUUUGGAGUCUGUUACCAGUUAGGGUUAAACAAUAAAGCCCAAUCCAUGGCAGCCAUAUUAUAUAUUAAAACUACCCGGGCUCCUUAAAGAUUAGAAGCCCACCAUUGACAAUUUCUAAGGGGCCUUCAGAUGUUUUUUGGGAUUUUGCCCUUGGUUAGGGUUAACCUACCUCAGUUAAGAAGGGCAAGAUCGGGAGCUGGACGUGAUCUGAAUAAUUCAUUAUGGCUGCUAUCAUAUCAGUAUAUUUUUAUAACGUAACAAAGCCAUAUUCUCAUUUAUGUGAGACGUGCAGAUUAGGUGGACCAAGG
This is a messenger RNA of Hyla sarda, 3526 nucleotides long. RefSeq names its product ADAM metallopeptidase with thrombospondin type 1 motif 1 (gene ADAMTS1). The transcript has 9 exons. Lineage: Eukaryota; Metazoa; Chordata; Amphibia; Anura; Hylidae. Gene Ontology annotation, biological process: proteolysis; extracellular matrix organization. Gene Ontology annotation, cellular component: extracellular matrix. The record is from RefSeq and is a predicted model, not a curated record. Gene Ontology annotation, molecular function: metalloendopeptidase activity; zinc ion binding. The coding region runs from base 182 to 2965 and encodes 927 amino acids.